Molecule: messenger RNA, 2989 nt
Organism: Varroa destructor (honeybee mite)
Lineage: Eukaryota; Metazoa; Arthropoda; Arachnida; Mesostigmata; Varroidae
Gene: Mulk
Product: acylglycerol kinase-like protein Mulk
Biological process (GO): sphingosine biosynthetic process; phosphorylation; ceramide biosynthetic process
Cellular component (GO): membrane; mitochondrion; cytoplasm
Molecular function (GO): ATP-dependent diacylglycerol kinase activity; acylglycerol kinase activity; ceramide kinase activity
Source: RefSeq, a predicted model, not a curated record
GAAGGUUGAAAGCCAUCGAACAAAUGCCGCAUCAGAACUACCUCUAUCAGAACUUGUUCGUAUAGUUAGCAGAGUGUCUACAGUACCAAUUGUGGUGUUUAGUGAUUAUCGAAAAAGGAUAAUUGUGUAGACUGCUGCGGUGUGUUGCUUUUGAACAUCGCAGUCGCGAUGUCGCAGUGGAGAAUAGUGCGAUUCACAAAAUGGGUUCCCAGACACCCGAAGAAAAGCAUUGUCUUUGGAGGCCUUGCCCUAUACGGCGUCAACUAUGGCAUCGAGAAUCGAAGGGUGCGGCUGAUGAUGCGAGCCUAUUGCCGGGAAGCACAAGACUUCGGUGAACAAAUCUGUCCCCAAGGAGAUACACCUCGUCACGUGACGGUCAUUUUAAAUCCGAAAACGAAGGGCAGUAAAAACCUGUACGAGAAUUAUGCGGCCCCACUUCUGUAUCUAUCUGGCAUGAAAGUGUCUGUUUUUCGUACUGAACAUGCAGGGCAGGCAAAGGAUCUAAUGAAGAUCAUGGAUAACACCGACGCCGUCGUUGUAGCUGGGGGCGACGGAACACUUUCGGAGGCCGUCACUGGACUCUUGUCUAGGGAAGAUCGGCUGGAGGCAUCGGAGCGAUUCCCAAUGGGUUUUGUACCUACGGGAAAAACCAAUACGCUGGUGCGAAGGCUAUUCUACCGAGACGGUAUGAGAGAGCAGCAGCUAGCCGCUGAAGCGGCCAUGGCCGUUAUUCGUGGUGUAAAAGCCAGAAUUUCUGCGUACAAGGUUGAAUUCCACAACCAAAAACUAUGGGCUAGUAAAGACGAUCUGUAUGAAAAGAAACUGAUGCAACUAAGCCAAAAGGAUUAUGAAGACGAUGGGAUCGUUAGUAAAGUAGAUUCUAAAUCCAAUAACUUUCCUGACCAGUCAAUGAAGGAAAUCAGUAACAUUACACAGGCGCCAUCUGAGAUUAACCAAAAAAUUAUUGAGGUCAAACAGGAAGCAGCUGAGAAGCAGCCAAACUUUAAACAAGUUGAUCCCGUUUACGGGGUAGGAAAGAUUGAAUACGGUUUAUUCCGCGAUAUAGACGCAAAUAUUGAACGAUACUGGUAUUUCGGGCCGCUUCGCACCCGUGCAGCUUACUUCUUUCAGAGCCUGAGACGAAAAAUAGCUUCCGAAGAAACCGAGAUUCAGUUUAGUAAUGCGUGUUCGGGCUGCAAACGCUGUGUGAUGCGUGAGUUAAAAAAAGGCGAGAUUAAAGCGGAAGAAGAGAAAGAAGAGGAAACCUUUUCUGGCGGAAGUAGAUGGUGGAGUAGUUAUGUCAAAAAGAACUUAAAGCCGAAAAAAGCUCCGGUAAACCCGCUUGAAAGAUACAACUCAGUGGAAAACGAAAAAUGCGGACAGAUGUACGACACGUACAUCUGCUAUUCCAACCUCGAAAUCGAACCUGUUAAUGGUGCCCUUGUCGUACGAGCGUCACCAGCGAAUCUGAGCACCUGCGCCGUAAUGUUUGAUGGUUUCAAGCGCCACAGUUCGUACGUAACGCCGUGCGUUACCGACCAGCUUCAUGUUGGUGAAGUGCACUUCAACUUCCCACAAGAGGAGUUGAGCGGUUCUUCAUACAUUCCAACGCCAAAAGAAGACCGCAGUCCUGAGCUUCGACUAAAAGGCGCGAAAAUCAACAUCGAUUCGAAUGUAUUCGCUCGACAACCCCUUAGCGUUACACUUUACCCACAGGCAAUCAACGUAUUUGUGGCAGCUAGAUAAUUUUAAUAAAAUUAUAGAAUUUUAUAAAUAUAGACACACACACACAUUUGGUUAAAAAAAAAAUAUUACAAAAGUUUUAUAUGGAGUUUCCAGUAGGAUUUUCUUUAAAAAAACUAAGAAAUUUUUUUUAAAAACAAAGAAAUAAGAUAUGUUUAGUAGCACUUUACAUCUGAUGUUGUUGUAUUUUUCUUAAUUUCUGUAUUUAUUCUUCUUACCCCUUCUUGUAGAUGAUUUCAACGAUGGGCAAUAAUGCAAUACAGUCUCAACGAAAAUAUUUUCUGUUUUGAAUUGACUGUAAUAUUCAAUUUGAGGUUCUUUCAUGUAGCGUCUUUCUGCCGAUGUACAACAGGUCAUCAAUUUUUGGCAUUAAUGGAAACAAUGGCGAAAUGGAGUAGAUCGUGUGUCCUGGCUUUAAACGUGAGUGGAGCAAAGAUGUCGAGGGUAUUUGAUUUAGGUGUAUGAAGAAGCUCGUUACUCAAUAAAAAAUACUAUAUAUAUAUAUAUAUAUAUAUAUACAUAUGUAUAUGUAUAUAUAUUAAUAAUAAGCAGAUAUAUAAAUGUAAAAGGCCACUUUUCAAAAGCUAUUUAUGGUUUAUUGCGCUCAUGCGCGUCCUUUAAACCGUAUCGCUGCUAAUGAAGUGUGGGCCAGGAAUAAUGUAGAUUUAUAAAGAACGGUGCCUAGGUUUUGGGAUGAUGUCAUAGUGAAGCGUUGUUUGACAACAACAUUGAAAACAACUGUUCAGUGUUAACAUCAAAUCAUGUCGACUGCAUCGACUGCAGUCGCCACGAGAUGAACAUGGAGAACGGUGCGCUCUCUGAGGAAUUUUCUCGCUGGCUACGACUUUUCAUUUUUGAAAAAAUAUGAAAAUCACAUGCAUGUUCUUGACCUAUAUCGCCCUGCCACCCUUGCACCUCAAGGAUCGGAUCAUAUGUUGCGACCUUAAAUAAAAAUACCUAAAAGAAUAUACUAUUUUAUCUAUGUAGAUUCCUAAGUUAUUAAUAAUAAGUUUCUAAGAUCCUAUGUAAAACCCUAGGCUAUUUUUAGAAUUAAUGAAGAGCAGUGAAGAGCUAUAUACUGACGGCAUUUAUUCGUUCAUUUACACAAGUAGAAUAACAUCAGCAAUAUAACUUAUAGUAAUUAUUAUAUACAGGUCUAAACCAACACAUGACAAGUGCAAAGUUUUGUUUCUGAACGGGUUAAAUUCCUUAGUUUGCCUAUUACGAAUUUUUUGGCAAAAUUAAA